Molecule: messenger RNA, 1609 nt
Organism: Carica papaya (papaya)
Lineage: Eukaryota; Viridiplantae; Streptophyta; Magnoliopsida; Brassicales; Caricaceae
Gene: IAA32
Product: indole-3-acetic acid inducible 32
Biological process (GO): regulation of DNA-templated transcription
Cellular component (GO): nucleus
Source: RefSeq, a predicted model, not a curated record
UGUAUGUCAAACAAAACCACCUUUAAAGAAACUAAGCACCAGGGUUUGAAGGAGAUUACUAGAGAUGAACAGAGCUUAUAUCCCAGCAGAUCACAUGGACAUUAACAAGACUGUACUUUGUAGUCUUCUUUAGCUCAGUUGACCAGAUUCAUUCUCUCAUGGUUUUGUGUGUUUGUAUUGAAUGUGUGCUUCUGUUGGUGUAAAAACAGUCAAAUAUUUGUAUACCUUGUAAUGUGGAUGGCUUGGCUUCUGAGUCAGUAAUGGAUGUCUGCAGCCUGAAAAGAAGAGAACCAACAUUGUAGCAAUGUUGGGUCACAGAAUCCAACCCAAUUUUUGUUAAAGAUCACUUUGGCCAUCCCUUGUUCUGAUCCUGUUUCUAGUCACUUUGCUAGUGUACUUGCCAUGUUGAUAGUAGUAGACUCUAACAAGAAGAUAAAAGCACCCUUAAAUGAUUGAUAAUGGGAGAAAGUCCUUGUGCCUUCCAUGUCCAGGCAAUUGGCCCCCACCUUCUUUCCUCCAAUUCUGACACUCAGAUUCAGCUACAUUACUUGCCUCUAUAUAUACGUGCACUGGGUAUCACAUUGUGCAGAUAUCAGCUUAUCUACUCACUUAUAUCCAAGUGCCAAGCAGUCAAUACCCAAGUUUUCUCAUCUUCCAUUAAUGGAUUCUAAUUCCUCAGGCUUUUUCUGGAAUCCUUCAACUCUCCAUUCUGUUUACUAUCCAGGCAAGGAAGACAAUGGAGAUGGUAUAAUCGAUCUGGGUCUUAGUCUAGGAACUUUGCAACCUGAAGCUUACCAUCCAUCUGGACAUAUGCCAAGUCUUGGUGGCUACAAUGACCUCAUUGGUUGGCCCCAGCCUCAAGCUAAUUCCUCGCCACAGCUCAAGAAUCCAAUCACAGGGUAUCAGAAACUCUUUGAAGAUGAUCACUGUGAUGAAGAAGCAGAAGCAGUGCAGAGCAAAGAGAGGUGGGCUUAUGUAAAGGUUAACAUGGAUGGAGUUAUGGUUGGUCGCAAAGUUUGUGUGCUUGACUAUGGAGGUUACCCGACCCUUGCACAUCAACUAGAAGACAUGUUUGGGAGACAAUCUGCAUCUGGGUUAAGGUUGUUCCAGGCUGGGUCUGAAUUUUCCCUGUUUUACAAGGACAGGGAAGACAAUUGGAGGGCUGUGGGUGAUGUUCCAUGGAAAGAGUUUGUUGAAAAAGUGAGGCGGCUGAGGAUUGCAAAAAGGAGCGAAGCUCUACAUUCUUGUUCGUCGUCAUUCAACUGAUUUCUUUGAAUGGUCUUGGCUUGAAGACUCUCUGCAGAUCGCAAAUUAAGGAUUACUUGCUUUAGAGAUGAAUCUAAAAUGGGAAAUCUGCGCAUAAAUUGCAGAAGUGAUGUUAUAUUAGUUAGGGUUGAGCAUUACAUGUAGGCACUGGAUGAAGUUAAAUACAUUAUUGUUGAUCUUGAUAAGCAAAUUUUCAUGUCAAUUGAAUAUUUCACUUAAAAAGAGAGACUGCUGGAGCAAAAUAUCCAUUCGGGGAAAUUUUAAGAUACUUAGUAGCUAAAACUGUAGUCAUAAGUUACUGCAACUUGUACUCUGUUUUUCAUCGGAUUAAUAAAUAAACUAA